Messenger RNA from Venustampulla echinocandica, 2478 nucleotides. RefSeq lists its product as uncharacterized. Lineage: Eukaryota; Fungi; Ascomycota; Leotiomycetes; Helotiales; Pleuroascaceae. The transcript has 3 exons. Bases 1 to 2478 code for a protein of 825 amino acids. The record is from RefSeq and is a predicted model, not a curated record.
AUGGCGGACCAUAACUCCUAUCUUGCGUACAAACGAGAUACCAGACACUUGAUCUACUGGAUGAUUCGCGCCUCUAACAGUAUCAUCAAGUCUUCAUCGUCGUUCCCAACCUCAGACACCACACCAAUAACUCUAAAUACGACGGGCCAAAUUACAGUGGCAGCCCUUCUGCCUGUCUCGAGGCUCAUCGCGACACACAUUAGUCCCAUCCCAUCAACUAUUUACCGCCUAUUCCAGUCGGUCAUCGCUGUAAGAACAGCUACCCAUAGCCUAUUUCAGCAGGUUGUGGCCAAACAGCCGGAUCCGGAGAUCGAAAAGAGUAAUGCUUCUCACAAAUACUUCAUCAAUGCUUUAACUGAGGCCUUUGAAACCGUGGGUGGUCAGGUUUGGGCUUCAAAGCAGACGUCUGACGCGGAAACACUCAAUGAAGAGGAUGUAGACGAGGUUAUAUUCACUAAUAAAUUUUCUGCGCUUGGUAUUGAUGGGUCGAAUGAUGAGCAGGAGGCAGAGGAUGCAGUUGGGGGAGGACCCGACGGGCGAUCCAUGGGCGCUUCGACACUCCCGAAGAAGAAAUCUACAGCCAAAGGAAAGAAGGGCAAACGAGGAAAGAAAGCAGGAGGAAAAUCGAAGUCGGCAGUCAAGGAAGCCAGCAUCGACGAAGUACCAUUGGAGAGCUAUCGUAUCAUCGAAGAUGAAAGUGGGCCUAUUACCGACUAUCUGAUAGUGGUUUACUCGCUGGUUAAACAAUGGACCGAACUUCGACAUUAUGUCCAAGGUCUUUGGCGCGAGGUGUCAUAUGGCGGCCUUAAUAGCGCGGUUGCGGGAGCUAUGUCUAAUAUAGCUAUUGCUAUGGUCAAGCAAACAGAAUCUACAAUAUUUGUCGACUUUCCCGGACAUGAGUCCUACGAGACCGUCAUGACGACCAUCACACGUGGGGAUCCAAAGAAAGCGCAAGGCAUGUUUCACAUGGCUCUACACCAGAUUAAUCCUGACGGUGAAACCGUUGGAGAGGUUCACCAAGUGGAUGUUGACGUUAAAGAGCAAUUUUUAAUACACGCUUAUCAGGAUCUUCUCGACUUCGUAACGGAUUUCCAAAAGAAUCGGAGUGUCAACGUUUACUCAGGUGUCGUUGUCCAGCGCAUCAAUGUGAAGGGCCAAAAUAUCGUCCUCGAAACGGUGGACUGGUCCAUAAACGGCCCUUGGUAUAACCACCGGACUCUAUUCGGCUUGAAUGAGUUUGCCGGUGUCGUCACUUAUCUUGCUAUGCAGAAGCCCGGUACGGAUGUUCGGCAAAUGAUCCUCCCUCAUCAUGUUUUCCAGAUCCAGUGCAUUGUUGAUUCUCUUAGUGUCUCCCGGGGUUGGUCGCCGAGUAGUUUCAAAGGUCACGUUAUUAGGCCACCUGCGCAAGGAUUCCGUCCACGACGAGAUGUCGACCUCUUCAUAGAUCGCGAGAAUGAGAGAACUAGUCAUAGAUAUCCUGACGGGAAGGGCUAUAUCCGCCAGGAAAUCGGAUUAUUUGCGUCCCUGCAAGGCUGUUUCCCGACUACAUUCUUCGCUGAUGGCAAAGUCCCCGCCUCUGGCUUUAGGGGAGCCUUCCUUGAGGUAUGUGGCGAUGGUUCUCGUCGCGCGACUUUCGAAAGGCGGGCUAUCAGACGGACAAUCGCCCGCACAGCAACCGGCCUCCACGGGCUCUUGCGUAUGGACGGGAACCGUUUCUACAAGCAAAAGUCAGUUCUCAGUCUUUAUCGCGAGGCAGACUGGGUUCUAGAGCGCAUUCCUGAUGAGGAAGUUCACGUAGCUUCCGCAUUAAGGAUGACCCGGAUAGCCCAAACCAAGCAUGUAACUGAUCCAGCGACGGGCAAGAGAGUAUUAGAGAACACCCCUCUUGUUGCUCGUGCAAGGUCUGCCGGAAUAGAUGAUCAAAAAGUGGCUCAGAUGAUGUCUCAGCUAGAAGAUUGCGGCAGCGAUCAGCCGAUUCCGGAGGCAGUACUAGCUGCACAGCCUGAAGGUUACACUACGUUGCCAUUUCCUAAACCUAAACGUGGGGGCAACGCACUUAGUAAAAGUGGUCUGGGCGCCUGUGGAUUGCUAAACCUUAUCAAAAUGGAUGUUCUCACCGAUAUUUGUGGCGUCCGGCCGCUUUCAAGUUUAAACUACGUCUGGGUCGCUGUGCGGUUUAUGAUGCUAUUUAUGCAGAUUGAGGAUGAAUUAAAGCGGUUACGCAACCCGUUGUGGGUUCGCGCAUACGAGCAGGAACCAUCAAUGAUGCGAGAGAAGAGGUUGUCACUUACAAUGCUAGUGCUUGAUAGAGAGGACUUCGAGUGUAUGGAGGUAAUGGCUCGAGUAUUCCAGAAGCCAAGGGCUGGAUUCAUGGAACACAUCUAUUGGGAUGGCUUAGAUGAACCCACGAAGGCGAUCCGUAUGGGUAUGGAUCCGUUGGCUGAUGAUGAGGCCGCGGCGUCGUGUAUAGUGAUGUAA